This is a messenger RNA of Ochotona princeps (American pika), 3304 nucleotides long. RefSeq names its product MAX dimerization protein 1 (gene MXD1). The record is from RefSeq and is a predicted model, not a curated record. Gene Ontology annotation, molecular function: RNA polymerase II cis-regulatory region sequence-specific DNA binding; protein dimerization activity; DNA-binding transcription factor activity, RNA polymerase II-specific. NCBI's taxonomy places the organism in Eukaryota, Metazoa, Chordata, Mammalia, Lagomorpha, Ochotonidae. The coding region runs from base 258 to 923 and encodes 221 amino acids. The transcript has 6 exons. Gene Ontology annotation, biological process: negative regulation of transcription by RNA polymerase II.
GCUGGGGGCGGGGGGAUGGUGAGUCGGGGAUAAACACUCCGCGGCGGUGGCGGCUGCUGCUCUGUCAGGGUUCUGUCACGGUGUCGGUGGUGCCCGGCUCCCUGGUCCCCUCCCCCUCCCGGCGAGCGUGGUAGCCAGAGAGGCUCCCUCAGCCCUGCUCCGCGGGGUCCACGGCGGGGCGCGGGUGUCCGGCGGCGGCAGCGGCGAGCCCGUGGGCAGUGGGGGUUGGUCCCGUGGCUCCGGCCCCCGGGUGCAGAAUGGCGGCGGCGGUUCGGAUGAACAUCCAGAUGCUGCUGGAGGCGGCCGACUAUCUGGAGCGGCGAGAGAGAGAAGCUGAACAUGGUUAUGCCUCCAUGUUACCAUACAAUAACAAGGACAGAGAUGCCUUGAAACGGAGGAACAAAUCCAAGAAGAACAACAGCAGUAACAGGUCAACUCACAAUGAAAUGGAGAAGAAUAGACGGGCUCAUCUUCGCUUGUGCCUGGAGAAGCUCAAGGGGCUGGUACCACUUGGGCCCGAAUCGAAUCGACAUACUACUUUGAGUUUAUUAACAAAAGCCAAAUUGCACAUAAAGAAACUUGAAGAUUGCGAUAGAAAAGCUGUUCACCAAAUAGACCAGCUGCAGCGGGAGCAGCGACACCUGAAGAGACAGCUGGAGAAGCUGGGCAUCGAGAGGAUCCGCAUGGACAGCAUUGGUUCCACCGUCUCCUCCGAGCGCUCUGACUCCGACCGGGAGGAAAUUGAUGUGGAUGUGGAAAGCACAGACUAUCUCACAGGUGACCUGGACUGGAGCAGCAGCAGUGUGAGUGAUUCCGACGAGCGGGGCAGCAUGCAGAGCCUCGGCAGUGACGAGGGCUACUCCAGCUCCAGCGUCAAGAGGAUAAAGCUGCAGGACAGCCGCGACGUGUGUCUGGGGCUAUGAGAGAGUAGUCGCUGCAGCUGCCCCCCCUCAGGGGUUCUCCCUGCCAGCUCUGAUUAGGUAGUGUAUUGGACCUGCCCGCCUCGCCCUUGCACAUCACCAUCCGGGUACCCCACCUUUACCCAAAUCAGCUGGGUCACAGUUCCCAAGGAAGGGCUUAGGCCUGCAGGCAUCAGAGGGCACCUACUAGCUUCUCUCUCUCUCCGUCAAAAUUCGUCUCUGAGAGACUGUACAUUCCAACCCGCCUGAAGCACCCAAGCCUCUUUAGACCAAGGAAGCAGUUUUCACAUCUCAGCAACCUUCCCGCUCUCCUUUCCUCUCCUCGUGUAGUCUACGUCUCUGGAAAGCUUCCUGGCUUGCUAUGUUACCUGCUUAAGAGAAACGUCUCAGUGUGUCUUGUGCUUAGGGAACUGAAGGAAGCAAACUUUUCAAGUGGAGAUCCUGCUCUCAGAACUCCAGUCAGCUCUGGCAGCGGCAUUCAGGAGCACCUGCCUGCGGACCUCGCCCCGCUGAGGCAGCCAGGAAUACCUCCAGCAAACAGCCCCUUCUCACACCACCCAGGCCCACGGCGCCCACGCGCACCCCGCCUCGCUCUGCGUGGAUGGGAGCAGUAUUUCUUGCUUGACAGCGGAUCUCUGGGCUUGCACAGCCAAUGGAAGCUCCACCGCUGUUUGUUCUCCCAAGCGGAACGGUACAGUCUGUGUGCGGUGUCUGUGGGGCUGCACUGGGUACUGCUGUCUCGAGGCACAUUUUCCCCUCAAAGUUUGUCAAUGCUACUUGUCUCUGGAACAUUUUUUUUUCCUACCUCAGAGAUAAAUGAGAUCUCCAUUUCCCACUUAACACAAAGUGAUUAUGCCUCUUUUUUUUUUUCUCUCCUCACCUCUCCCCCGCCAAAUAAAUGACAUUUGGUCCAGGCCUAAUCUAUUUUCCUAUUUAACUUUCAGCAAUAACUGAGUUUUGGCACUAGCUGAGCUGGUGGCCAUCAUCAGUGAAGGAAAAAAGUCACAUUUCUACUCUGUGUGCUGCAGGUGAACAGAAGGGGAGGUACAGUGUUACUAGCCUCCCACUCCUUAUUUUUGGAUACACCCAGAAACUUCUUUAUGGAGGCUUUUGGGCUGAUAGUUUAAAGGCUGAAUUUUCUUUUUAGCUAUGAUUUUUCCCUGAAAGUGGGCUCCCACUUUGUAGCAUUUUUAUUUAAGCUAAAACAGAGCACAUGUAUAUGUACAUAAGACAUUAAAUCUAUAAAUACUAUUUAUUCAUUUUAUAUAAACUAAUGUAAUGGAAAAUAAAUUCUUAUGACUUUGUGCUUUUAUAGAUGUUCUAGAAACUUUGUAUGUAGGUAUCUACAAAAUUGGUUCAUUCCCCUCAAUAUUUUUGCAUUCAUAUUUUUGAGGUCUUGAUGCUUUCAGCCUCUGGCAAAUCUUUUUCAUUGAAUUUGAACCAUUUGUAAAACCGGUGAUGGUGAAACCGUAUGUGUAGAGUGUCACAAAGGAUGGAGCAUUCUGAGAAUCCACAGAUGCACUGCGACCCAAGGGCUCAGGGGCUGACCCGCAGUGGGCCCUCACCGGGCUCGCCCUUGCUGGCCUGCAGUCACUGGCACAACACAGCCUCGCGGCUCAGCCAGCACCCCACCUGCCACACCACUGAGGUCAGAGUUCAAAUGCACUCUCUAUGGAAGUCCAUUCAAUCCAAACAAAACAAGAUUACUUUUGUGGGACUUUUCAAAAAAAUAAUUCUUUAAUGUUUUACAUUUUUCUUUAAUUAGAAGUAGCAUAUUUCUAACCAAUCUGUGACUUUUUUUUUUUUUUGCUUUUGUUUUGUUCUGAUUUUUCUUCCUUUUGGCUUUGGGUGGGGGGAGGGACAAGGGACACAAAAGAUUUUUGUUGUUGUUGUUGGAAUCUUUUUUGAUUACCAGCUGAAGAUUUGCACUGAAAUACAACUUGUAUGCCUUUUGCAUUUUGAAAGCCUGCUUCCUUGAGUUUAAGCAGAGUGAUAAUGUUCACAAGCCAGCUCCACCUGUAACACAUUGGGAAAAUAAGUAUCUGCACUUUGAGGUCCCUUUCGAAUGCCAUUCGCAAGACCUCUCCAUUUUGUUGACUUGCUACAUUCAAGCACCUCACAAGUCCAUGAUGCUCGAUGUUGGAUGGCAUCGAAGACUCAAGACUUUGGGGGGGAGGGGAAAAAAGCUUGUGGACUUGCACUGGGGGAGGGAAGGGAACAAAAUUUGUAUACUUGUUCGUUUCAUUUAGAAAGAAGGCAUCUGAGGGAUGCCAUUAUUUUCUGGGUUUUACUUGUUGUGCCUUUGAGUUACACUGCAUUUUUGUCUUUUGGUUGAGAUAUGAAAUGUACUGUCCCAAUAUAAAGCAGACAUGAUUCGACCUUUG